UUUGCAACUCUUCCCUUGUGAGCUUGGGGCGAUGGUAAUCGCACGAAUGACACCACGAUACGGUCACUGGGGACACUGCCUCCUCACGCUAUAAUAAGAAGGCAAUAGCUCGACGCUGUACACGCCCACAACUUAUAGAUCACCGGCCGUGCUGCUGAAAUAAAUGAAUGUAUAUAUCACUUUUCUCCGCCAUCUUAAGAAUUUAGUGCGAAUAACGUUUAUAUAUGUAGUCAAUUUGGAUCGUUAAAAGACACAUCCGUCCUGCUCCAACGAGAACUUCUAUUUCCAUCGGGUGCUAAAGCGGAACGACAUACACGUCGCACAAUGUUCUUCAAGUGUCAAGCGAGGCACAGAUGGACUGCCACGUUCCUGCCUCUCUUUGCAUUGGCUCUCCUCAUUGGCACCAUCGUUGAGGGCGCUCGUUACCAAGAUAAGAGCAUGCCCUUUUUGGACGUAAGUUGCAGAGUUCGGGAGUACACAAAGUAUGAGGCUAAGCUGCCCGGAUGUAUGGACGAAGUAGUGCCGGCAAGAGGGUGCUAUGGUCGGUGCCAGUCGUUCGAGGUACCAGUUUUGCUACCACCGCACAAAGCGUCAAGUCACAAGAUGUGCUUGGUCGAGGAAAUAGAGCUUCUUAGCGUGGAGUUGUCGGAUUGCCUACCGGGGGUCAACAGGACCUUCGUCUAUCAGAGUGCCGUACGAUGCAGAUGCAAGAAAUGCAUCGAGUCUAAUACAUUCUGUGCCCGAAAUUGAUUAUAGAGAAAACAACUUUUGCUGUAUGUAUUUACUGUGUAUAUAUUUAUUAAAACAAAUUUCAAACUGGUUUUCGCUUUGGUUUUAGAGGGUUUACAAAAUCAAACGUAUUUAACAAACAUUUUACAGGUAUAGUAUAUGAAUCAAUUCCAAAUAAUGCUAGAUGCAUCUACCCGCGCUGUUCUUGAUUACACCAUGUUACUGUGACUGCAACAUAUUACUGUGAUUACAACAUGUUACUGUGACUGCAACAUGUUACUGUGACUGCAACAUGCUACUGUGACUGCAGCAUGUUACUGUGAUUACAACAUGUUACUGUGACUGCAACAUGUUACUGUGACUGCAACAUGUUACUGUGAAUGCAACAUUUUAUUACGGGUGUUAACCCAAAACACCAAAAUGGCUUCACCGUGGCGCAGCAGUGAUGACGUCAUAUGCAAAGGGGUCUUAGUGUUGCAAAACAUUAACAACAUUGGUGAAACAUUAAUAUACAUAUUAUGUUUGGUUAAAUUAUAAUUGUUGUAGUUAAAGGCAGUGGACACUAUUGGUAUUACUCAAUAUAAUUAUAAGCAUAAAACCUCACUUGGUAACGAGU
Molecule: messenger RNA, 1345 nt
Organism: Asterias rubens (European starfish)
Lineage: Eukaryota; Metazoa; Echinodermata; Asteroidea; Forcipulatida; Asteriidae
Product: glycoprotein hormone beta-5-like
Exons: 3
Coding region: 325-750 (141 amino acids)
Biological process (GO): G protein-coupled receptor signaling pathway
Cellular component (GO): extracellular region; cytoplasm
Molecular function (GO): hormone activity
Source: RefSeq, a predicted model, not a curated record